AUGGCUACCCCCAGUGUCCUUACCUUUGAUGCUGAGGGUCGUGCUGUUGACUUUGAGGUCUGGGUCGAUAACCUCCAGCUGUUCCUCCAGUGCGAUAGGGCAGACGGACUCUCUCUGUUCGAUCUCACCUCUCGUGUCUCUCCUGCCCCGCCGACUACUGCUGACAGCACUGUUUGCUCACAGUGGGCCACACGCGAUGCUGCUGCCCGUCUUGCUGUGCGUCGCCACUUACCGACCACUGAGCGUGCGCACUUUAGUCAGUACAAGAGUGCUAAGACCUUGUACGAGGCUGUAGUUGCACGCUACUCUUCCCCUGCCACUGCUGCUCUUAGCCGCCUCAUGCUGCCGUACCUCUUCCCUGACCUUGCUGCCUUUCCCACAGACGCUGACCUCAUUACGCACCUUCACACUAGUGACACUCGCUACCGCGCUGCGCUUCCUGCUGAGGACCACUUCCUCUCAGUUUGCCCCACCACACUCACCGUUGACCUCCUCGAGGAGCGCCUCCUAGCAGCAGAGAAGAGCAUAGUCACUGUAGGAGCCUCUCGUGGUGACCCUCGCACCCCCGUCUUUGAGGGGUGUUCCCCCUCCCCCCUCUUGCCCUCCGUUGCUUGUGUUGCUGCGGCCGACCUCGUUGGUUUCGAGUCGGUCGGCGCUGCGUCUGCCCCUAGCGGGAGACGCCGCACAGGCAAGGGCAAGGGGGGCAAGGGCACUGGAGGGGCUAGCGGGGGCGAUGGAGGUGGUGGUGGAGGCAGUGGAGGGGGUGGGGGUGGUGGUGGGAGUGGUGGCGGGGGUGGAGGUGUCAGUGGCAGCAGUGGAGGCGGAGGAGGCGGCGGAGGUAGCGGAGGGGGCGGAGGCGGCGGCGGCAGCGGUGGAGCUGGUAGCGGCUCUGCGCAGAGAAGUGGUUCCGGUGGUGGUCCGCGCCAGCAGCAGCAGUGCGCUCGUGAGACCCCGUCCCCUGAGCAGCUUCGUGAGUGGUACGCUGGGCGUCAGCGAGGUGGGGGUACUGGUCCUUGUACCUACGUCCUCCGUACCGGCGAUUGCGCUAGUGAGCAGUGUGGGGGCCCGCACUCCACCCAGCGCUGCUUCGACUGCCUGACGGACGCGUGGCGUCACCAGUUCCCUAACGCCACUGAGAUCCCUCGCUGGGGAGAGCUGUCUAGGGCGGGGAUUGCUAUCUUUGAUCUUGAUUAUGAUGCUAUUCUUGCUGCCAUGUAUGCUGUGUCUACUAGUGAUGAGGGUGACUGUUACCUAUGUGUUCCGCCUGACCCGGGCAUUGAGGCUGCUGCUCUAGGUGCUGCUGGUGAGGCUGCUGCUCUAGGUCCUAGUGCGUCUGCUGCCCCAGGAGCUGCCCCCUCUGGCACCCUAUCAGGUCUCUACCUCCCCUCGUUCUCUAAGAACUUGGUGAGUGGAGCUGAUCUACAGGAUAGGGGGGUUGACCAGUUCACUCCUGCGAGUCAGCGGGUGACCCACUGUACGUGUGCUCGGACGGGCCGACAUUUGGCCACGUUUACCCGUCGGCCGGGGUCGAGCCUGUACACACUGACUACUGAGUCUCCUUCGGCUGCUGCGUCUGGUCAGGUAGCUGCGUCGAGUCAGGUGUUUCCUGCAACGUCCAGGUCUGGUCCUGAGUCUGCUCCCUGCUCGUGUCGUCUCCUGUCUCACGAGACUCUCCUUUGGCACCACCGCCCUGGUCACCCCUCCCUGCCUCGUCUCCGAGGCAUGGCCUCUCGUGUCCUUGUCUCUGGUCUCCCCCGGUCCCUUCCUCCCCUACCUCCGGGGCCUACCCCUACCUGCGUUCCUUGCGUCGAGGGGCGGCAGCGCGCCGCCCCUCACUCCUCCGAGUUUCCUCCGACAGAGGCUACGCUGCAGACUCUUCACAUGGACGUGUGGGGCCCCGCCCGCAUCCGUGGCCAGGGUCACGAGCGUUACUUCCUGUUGGUGGUUGACGUCUACUCGUGUUACACCACGGUGUUCCCCUUACGCAGCAAGGGUGACGUCAGUGAGGUGCUGAUUGACUGGAUCCGCGCAGCUCGUCUCCAACUCAGAGAGAGUUUCGGCUCAGACUUUCCUGUUCUGCGUCUGCACUCUGACGGAGGCGGGGAGUUUUCCUCUGCCCGUCUGGGAGCCUUCUGUCGUGCACAGGGCAUCCGCCAGACCUUCACGCUUCCGGCCUCUCCACAGCAAAAUGGGAUUGCUGAGCGCCGCAUUGGCAUGUGCGGAGAUAACUGUUGCAACGGGAGCUAG
Messenger RNA from Closterium sp. NIES-65, 2247 nucleotides. The record is from the annotation of a GenBank genome assembly. Lineage: Eukaryota; Viridiplantae; Streptophyta; Zygnematophyceae; Desmidiales; Closteriaceae.